GACUUUUGUACAAUUUGUAAAAGGAAGCAAGAGAAGAGACGCCUUGCACGAACGCAACUCCAGCAAAGUGUAAUUUGAGCAAUAGCAGUCUCGAGCAAAUAAGCGAAAUGUGAAAGGAUGCGCGCCCGCGAUAAGACUAGUCGCGCCGACUGUAAGCCUGCCGAGCCCCGAGCUGCAGGGAUUAUCCCGGCUAGCCGAAAGUACGCCUGGUUAACGAUCGAUUUCUAUGGACACGCCGCGCCCCGUUUCCUACGGCUCUCAUGGCGGAGGCAUUCGUCACUCGCUAAACAAAUCUUGCCGGCCGAGUGAAAACUGGAGAUAUUUGAGCAAGCCAAACAGCUCGCAGGCUGGCUUAAGAGUCGGCAGUGGAGCGCUCCUCGGGCCAGUUCACUCGUCGCGACUGCAAGCGAAAGAUGCCCGAGCGGGCCGCACGGUAGCCCGUAGCUCGCAGUAUCCACGGGCCGCGAGAGCAGCCGCCUCCGUCGCACGAUGAAGUUACCGCUCGUGGCCUUGCUGGCGUGCAGCCUGGCCGCGCGCGCCGAGGACGCCUGCGGAGGCACCUAUCAAGGCUUCCAGUACACCAUCACCAGUCCCAAUUAUCCCGGCGACUACCCCGCUCGCGCGCAAUGCGUCUACAGGUUGCAGGGCGAGGCGACGACCAAGUGCGAGCAGCAGUUCCACUUGCAAUUUCUGGACUUCAACCUGCGAGCUUCCGAGGGCUGCCGGCGUGACUCUCUGCAGGUGGGGGACCGCCAUCUCUAUUGCGGCAACACUGCCGGACUGCGCAAGUUCACGGGCAGCAACAACACCCUUAUCCUGCGUUUCCGUUCCGGCGACGCGCGCACCGCCAGGGGCUUCAAGAUACUCGUCAGCGCGCUGCCCUGCAGCCUGAAGCUCAGCCCCCUGGCCGAUCCCCCUUCGAAGCCGGGCACCUCCGGCUGGAAGGCCCGCGACAUCGGGAGCGUGGCAUACCGGCCUGGGGCUGGGGGCGGCGACGGGCUGCCCCACAACUCGACGGCGAGCGAUUCGCAGCACAAGCUCGGCUCGUCGAUUCGCAGGGACCAGGUUGGCUCGACGGCGGUGUCCAUCCCCGACGACAGCCGCUACGACAGCGUCUCCUCGUACUUGUUUCUGCCGCCCAAGGAGACCGACGCGAGCAUCACGCUGCGCUACGUUCUCGGGCCGUCCUCGAGCGGCGACAGGAGCCCGAGCCGCGCCCCAACGGGUGUGGCGCCUCCGCGAUCGGACCGGCUGGGCGUAUCGAACGUCCAGUGCACGAACGCGCCCGCGAGCAAUUACGCCGAGUCGGGCGGCUGCGACGGGGCCGGACGGCCGCCGCAGUCCAACGAGAGAACCAACGAUGCUCCGGGCCUCGCAUACGACCCGAGGCUCGGCUUCGUCGGCUCGGGCAACCAGGCCGUCUCGGCCUAUUACCCUCCGGAAUUGGCAGUCUAUCCCGGAGGUGUCGAGCCCGGCUACGAUUCCGGCUACGAUUCCGGCUACUACCCCGGCUAUUAUCCCGGCUACCCACCCGCGGGGCGGCUCGGUGAGUGCUGCCGAGUCCCGACCACCCGGAGGUUCUCCAUCGUCAGUCCCGGCUUCCCCGGAGGACUCGGCGCCGGCGCGCGACUAUCCUGCCGCUACACCAUCGUCAAGUCCUCGCCGGACGUCUGUUGGCUGCGGCUGAACCUGCGCUUCUUCAACUUGGGCGCCGCCGAGCCCUACUGCUCGUUGCACUACCUCGACGUCGACGGCCAGCGCUUGUGCGGCUGCAGGACCGGCCAGAGCCUGCAGCUGUCGUUCGGCGAUCGGCUGGCUAAGAGCAUGAGCUUGGUGAGCACCGGCCACCCCAGGGGUAGCCUCGUCGGCUUCCUUAUCGAAGUCCAACAGGAGGCGUGCUCGCCGCUCGUUUACGGCCCGGCCUACUCCGGCGACUACGCGCGCAGGCGCUCGGCCACGGAGCCCGAGCCCCCGUCGAGGGUCGAGCGGGACCUCGGCUACUCCUACCCCCGAGCCAGACCGGGUUUCGCCGACGGUGGCGAGCAGACGCGCGCGCGCCUCUUCGCCGGCAGCUGCCAGAGCCGCCUCCUACUCGACUGGACGCUCGCCGCGAAGGAGGCAUUCUUCGAGCGCGCCACCUGCAGCGCAGCAGCACCCCCCGGCGCAAGGCUCGCGCGCAGCGACUCGUCGCGGGGAGAGGAGGCGGCGCCCUUCGGCGACCACUGCCGGCAGAUCCGCGAGGUUCAAGGCCGGAUCGAGUCGCCGCUCUACCCGGACGCCUACCCCGCCAACCUCGACGAGUGCUACCGACUUCACAGGGUGGCCAACUUCUGCAAGCUCGAGCUUCACGUGCGAGACUUCGACUUGGAGCCGAGCCAAGACUGCGCCAGCGACUACUUGUCGUUCGGCGUCGAGCGGGAGAAAUACUGCGGCAGAUCCUUGAACGACUUUAAGACGGUGUUUGAUCUGACGCGGACCGACAGUCUGCGAAUUGACUUUGCGAGCAACGCUCGCGGCGCAGGAAGAGGUUUCGACAUUAGCUUCUCGCAACUGCCGUGCGAACCGGCUCUUUAAAUUCCUGCUCGAUGACACUGCUACUACGCUCUUCGAUAUGUGCACAUACAUACUUCAUAUUUAUUUU
This is a messenger RNA of Phymastichus coffea, 2641 nucleotides long. RefSeq lists its product as uncharacterized. The record is from RefSeq and is a predicted model, not a curated record. Lineage: Eukaryota; Metazoa; Arthropoda; Insecta; Hymenoptera; Eulophidae. The coding region runs from base 490 to 2574 and encodes 694 amino acids. Gene Ontology annotation, molecular function: serine-type endopeptidase activity. The transcript has 4 exons.